Molecule: messenger RNA, 1584 nt
Organism: Danio aesculapii
Lineage: Eukaryota; Metazoa; Chordata; Actinopteri; Cypriniformes; Danionidae
Gene: cthrc1b
Product: collagen triple helix repeat containing 1b
Exons: 5
Coding region: 91-792 (233 amino acids)
Source: RefSeq, a predicted model, not a curated record
GCAGAGAGGAAGACCUCCGUCACGGAGAAACGCCGCUCUGUACAAGCUCAACAGAUGUAAGUAAUCCUCGUCCUCUCAAACCGCUCAGACAUGGGACACUUCAACACACAAAUAUUGCUCGUCUCCUGCUUAUUGUUUACAUGCUACGAAGCAGAAAAAAUCAAAACCAGAGGUCUGCGCCAGAAGGAUGUCGACUACAUGGAGAAAUACUCGGGCUGCCUGCAGGGGCCUGCAGGCACUCCGGGACGGGAUGGUAAUCCGGGAGCCAAUGGGAUUCCUGGCACUCCGGGUCUGCCAGGCCGAGACGGGGUCAAAGGACAGAAGGGCGAGUGUGUGAGCGAGAGGUUUGAAGAGCCCUGGAAACCCAACUAUAAACAGUGUGCCUGGAACGCACUCAACUACGGCAUUGACCUGGGCAAGAUAACAGAGUGCACGUUCACUAAGCAGUAUGCAGACAGUGCUCUGCGUGUGCUGUUCAGCGGCUCUCUGCGGCUGAAGUGUAAGAACGCCUGCUGUCAGCGCUGGUACUUCACUUUUAAUGGGGCCGAAUGCACCGCUCCGCUGCCUGUAGAGUCCAUCAUCUACCUGGACCAGGGCAGCCCAGAGCUCAACUCCACCAUCAACAUCCACAGAACCACAUCCGUUGAAGGGUUAUGUGAAGGCGUUCGGAAAGGUCUGGUGGAUGUGGCGGUCUGGGUGGGAACAUGUGGCGAUUAUCCGCACGGAGACGCCUCCACCGGCUGGAACUCUGUGUCCCGGAUCAUCAUAGAAGAGCUUCCCCUGAGCAGCUGAGUCAAUCUGAGGGAAACUACACACUUAUUAAAGGGACAGUUCACUUCAAAAUUCAACAUUUACUGACUCACUCAUCCUCAAGUGUUUCCAAACAUUCAGGAGCUUUUUUUUUUCUGCUGAACACAAAGUUAUUUUUAAGAGUGUUACAAAGCGGUAACCAUUGACUUACAUUGUAUUUUUGUCCUACAAUAGAAGUCAAUAGUUACCAGUUUUCAAAAUGUCUUUACAACAGAAAAAAACUGCCAAGAUGAGUAAACGAUGAGAGCGUUUUCAUUUUUGGGUGAAAUAUUCUAUCAAAGCUGCAGUCCAGAACUGUUUUUAUUUUUUGUUUGUUUGUUUAAAAUGACCCAAAAUCAGCAUUUGACCAAGUACUAACCAGCCAGUGUUCAAAACCAUCUCCUUACCUUUCUUUUUUCUGCUAAACACAAAAGAAGAUGUUUUGAAGAAUGGUACAGACCUGUAACCAUUGACUUACAUUAGGGAUGUCAAAUUCAAUUCCUGGAGGGCCGCAACCCUGCACAGUUUAGUUCCAACCCUAAUUAAACACAGCUGAUCAAACUAAUUAAGUCUUUCAGUCUUGUUUAAAACCUACAGGUAAGUGUGUUGAAGCAGGGCUUGAACUAAACUGUGCAGGGCUGCGGCCCUCCAGGAAAUGACUUUGACAUCCGUGACUUAGUAUUUGUUUGCCUAUUAUAGAAGUCAGUGAUUUCCAGUUUUCAAAAUAUCUUUUUUUAGGAGAUAAAAACUACCAAGAGGAGGAAAAAAAAAAAAAACAUGAGAGAUUUUUCAUUU